Molecule: messenger RNA, 2260 nt
Organism: Rosa rugosa (rugosa rose)
Lineage: Eukaryota; Viridiplantae; Streptophyta; Magnoliopsida; Rosales; Rosaceae
Product: palmitoyl-monogalactosyldiacylglycerol delta-7 desaturase, chloroplastic-like
Exons: 5
Coding region: 1180-2088 (302 amino acids)
Biological process (GO): lipid metabolic process
Cellular component (GO): endoplasmic reticulum membrane
Molecular function (GO): oxidoreductase activity, acting on paired donors, with oxidation of a pair of donors resulting in the reduction of molecular oxygen to two molecules of water
Source: RefSeq, a predicted model, not a curated record
AACUUGCAGUGGUAUCAAAUCUUUUGGUUUUUUUGUUUUUGGUCAAACAGCGGUAUCAAAUCAAAUCAUCUGUUCGGUGACAUAAAACGUCUCUACCAUUUGCUCUUCGGUGAAACUAGUCUCCACAUAUAACGUCGAACUCUGAGAAAAAGUGUAGAACCCCCCUAUAUGCCUUCUCUCUCAGAUUAGAUGAUCUCAACUCCAUACCAUCUUUCCUAGCUAUGAAAACUUCACCAUCCACUAAGAUACAUUUGGGCUGUGUACCAUAUGAUGGAUCUCCAUGUAUACUUUCCGAAGCAAUAACAAAGUCCAAGAUUUCUCGACCUCAUAUUCAUUCAUCAUCCAUAUUAUCAUUGCGAUACCUUUUUUCAAGGUAUGAUUCUUGAUAUUGUAAUUGUACAGAUAUACAAACAGACGAUUUUCACUUGUCUUCCCAAUGCCUACAGUGCUGGUGGCUCGAACAAGAAUGCCCAGUUGCUUUUCUUGUGCCUUUGGGCUGAGCUCAUGUGCAUGUUGAACCUUUCCUUCACUAUAAUAUAGUCUGAAAAGAACUGUGAAGUUCGUCUGGGUACCCAGAACCGAUGCUGGGAUACUUCAGCAAAGGAUGUAUGUAUCAAAUUGAUACUAUCAAUAGACAGUGACGGUGCAUAGAAUCAAUUUAUUUUUGAAAGAAAACGAUUCCCAUGCUUAAUUAAUACUGCAUGUCGUUCUUAUCCAGUUUUUCAAAAAGCCGACCAAGUGAGUGGGUAUGCAUGCAUCUUCAGGGAAUGGGUGUGCAUUCAUUACCAUCGUAGUUUUUUUAGGGUAGCAGAUAAUGGCACAAAGUCCUAAGAGAUCUGUCAUUGUCAGCUACCAUCGUGUCAAAGAUUAAUCCUUCAAUUUACUUUCCAUCGGUUUUGAUCUCGUACUUGUAUUGAGUUUCAGGCACAAUAAAAGCAAGGAGAUCUGUUUCUUAUGAUUUUAGAGUAUAUUGAGAGUAGAACUCAUGGUAUCACCUACUUAUUGCGUGAAAAUUUAUUGAACUAAUUUAACUCACUUCAGUAAAAUCCCUACUUCCCUAGUAUAUAUAUGUACGAGCAGCUCCAUACAAGUUUCUGAGGCAGAGGCAUUGGUGGAGUAGUGAACAAGUACUUGAGUGCAGAACAGUUCAUUUCAGUUCAGUGAGUUAAGAUCGGAUCGAUGGGGCUUCCGGGGAUUUGGGUGGCGCUUCUGAUGACGCCUCGCGCACGUUUCAGGGGAAGGAAAUGGAAUUUACUUGACCUAGUCACAGCUGCAGUGUUUGCGUCUAUGCAUGUUCUUGCUUUAUUUGGGCCAUUUUAUUUCAAUUGGUCUGCGUUAUGGGUAGCACUCGCGCUCGUUUACGUAACCGGAUUGGGAAUCACUCUUUCAUAUCACAGAAACCUUGCGCACAGGAGCUUCAGGCUUCCCAAGUUGCUCGAGUACUUGUUUGCCUAUUUUGCAGUUCUUUCAGCUCAGGGUAGUCCCAUUGAUUGGGUGAGUACACACCGUUACCACCACCAGUAUACAGAUACAGAGAAAGAUGCUCAUAGCCCACUAAAAGGUUUCUGGUUUAGUCACAUGGGUUGGAUUCUUGAUAGCAACGCUCGUUUUGGAAGAUAUGGAGGACUGCGGAAUGUUGAAGAUUUGAAAAGGCAAGCAUUCUAUAGGUUUCUUCAUAAUACUUACCUUUUACACUCAAUUAUUCUUGGAGGCAUUUUAUAUGCAGUUGGUGGAUUUCCGUUCAUCGUUUGGGGAAUGGGCGUGAGGAUGGUAUAUGUUUUCCACGGCACAUUGCUAGUGAAUUCGGCCGGCCACAUAUGGGGAUAUCAAGCAUGGAAGACCAGUGAUCUGUCUAAGAAUCUCUGGUGGUUGGCAUUGGUUGCAUUUGGAGAAGGGUGGCACAACAACCACCAUGCUUUCGAAUAUUCGGCUCGACAGGGCCUCGAAUGGUGGCAGUUUGACCUGACUUGGUACAUCAUAAAAUUUCUUGAAGCUCUAGGGUUGGCAACUGAUGUGAAAGUACCAUCUGAGGCUCAUAAGAAACGUAAAGCUUUAGAGACCAAAACAACCAUGGCUGCCAUGAAAUAAGCAAUGAAGAUUAGCUAGUUUAUUGCUCAGUACCUGUAACUACGUACCUCUAAUCAUGUGUCCUGAUUAAUCUUUUGUACCUUCGAUCUGCUUAAUUUCAUGCAUCGCCUAUGUGGAAUUCGAUAAGUCCUGCCUAAACUAGUUGCCUGAAUUUCAACUCGAUCUGUUAAGA